AUGUCAAGGACCCUCACACCGGGGAAACGCCGCGUGACAGCGUUAAAAAAGCAGAUGUUUCUCACAAUGGAGCUGCCCACAAUUAAAGUCAUCGGAGGGAAAAGUGGACAUGGAGACUGCGUGACCGGAGAGAAAUAUGUCGGAGGAGGGGGGGAACUUACCAAGGAGGACAUCGGAGACGAGACAGGAGGGACACGGGCCAGCUGUGGUGCAGGUGUGAAGCACGGCAUCGAGCGCCGCCGGAGGGACCCAGCGUGCGGAUGGUCAGGCACGGGAGGCGGACGGGACGGCAGAGAGCUGGAGGACCCGUGA
Xyrichtys novacula (pearly razorfish) is the source of this 312-nucleotide messenger RNA. NCBI's taxonomy places the organism in Eukaryota, Metazoa, Chordata, Actinopteri, Labriformes, Labridae. The record is from the annotation of a GenBank genome assembly.